CAUUUUUGUGCCAACUCUUCACUCUUCCUACCUUCCCUUCACCCUUCUUCACCUAACUAACACUAUAUAACCUCUUACAAAUACAACAACCCCAUUUUCCUCUUCUAAGUUCUAACACUUUCCAGAAUUCGUUUUAAAAAAACCAAAAUAAAAAAAUAAAAACUCGAUUUUCAUUUUUGAAAUUGAUUUUUUGGGGUAACUAAUCGAAAUGGCUCUAUCGCGCAUUUCUUCAUCAUCAUGUGGAUCUAGUCUCUUGAAACCAGUCUCAGCUUUCUUAUCUCUGCGACGUCGUUCGAUCUCCUCCGACACACUCACGGUGGAGACCUCGAUUCCCUUCACCGCCCACAACUGCGAUGCUCCGUCACGCUCCGUGGAGACCACACCUGCGGAGCUCAUGUCGUUCUUCCGCGACAUGGCGAUGAUGCGGCGGAUGGAGAUCGCGGCGGAUUCGCUCUACAAGGCGAAGCUGAUCCGCGGGUUCUGCCACCUCUACGACGGGCAAGAGGCGGUGGCGGUGGGGAUGGAUGCGGCGAUAACCAAAAAGGAUUGCAUCAUCACGGCGUACCGCGACCAUUGCACGUUCUUGAGCCGCGGCGGAACCCUACUUGAGGUUUUCGCGGAGCUCAUGGGUCGACGCGAUGGUUGCUCAAGAGGAAAAGGUGGUUCCAUGCAUUUUUAUAGAAAGGAAGGUGGUUUUUAUGGUGGACAUGGCAUUGUUGGUGCUCAGGUUCCACUUGGUUGUGGUUUGGCUUUUGCUCAGAAGUAUUCUAAGGAUGAGAAUGUUACUUUUUCUAUGUAUGGUGAUGGUGCUGCUAAUCAGGGACAGUUGUUUGAGGCACUUAACAUUGCUGCACUUUGGGAUCUACCUGCUAUUUUGGUUUGCGAGAAUAAUCAUUAUGGGAUGGGGACUGCUGAGUGGAGAGCUGCUAAGAGUCCUUCUUAUUACAAGCGUGGGGAUUAUGUUCCUGGAUUGAAGGUUGAUGGCAUGGAUGCUCUUGCAGUGAAACAAGCUUGCAAAUUUGCUAAGGAGCACGCUUUGAAGAAUGGUCCCCUUAUUCUUGAAAUGGACACGUACAGAUACCAUGGCCACUCCAUGUCUGAUCCUGGCAGCACAUACCGUACGCGUGAUGAGAUUUCUGGUGUGAGACAGGAGCGUGAUCCAAUUGAGAGAGUAAGAAAGCUGUUAUUGACUCAUGAGAUUGCUGCUGAAAAGGAGCUAAAGGAUAUUGAAAAGGAAAUAAGAAAAGAAGUUGAUGAAACCAUCGCCAAAGCAAAGGAGUGUCAAAUGCCAGAGCCAUCUGAAUUAUUUACCAAUGUAUAUGUUAAAGGUUUUGGGAUUGAGGCUUGUGGUGCUGAUAGGAAAGAAGUUAGAGCUACUUUGCCAUAAUUGAGAACUUUAUCCUUUCAAUCUUUUCUUCCCUUGUUCGGGACCAAUCAAAACAAUGAAGAAUAAAAGGUUCUACAGUAGGAGAUAUUCUGCCUAUUAGUCGAGCUUUUCCUAAUUGUAUAUGAAAUCGAUUUUUGUAGCAUGAGGCGGAAAUUAAUACAUUUGCUGCGUAAUUUUGGAGGAGCUAACAGCCAUAGCAUUACUUUAAAUUAUGCUUGCAGCUGGUGUCCUGCAAAUUUGAGUUCAUUGUGCACAACUUCCAUAAUCUAUAUCGUCCAUAAUUGGUUGGAAAAUUUUGCCUAUUAUUUUUUUAAGAUGUUGCCCAGAUUGUGUUUCAAUUGAAACUAUUUUUUGUGCAUUAAGAAUUCAUGUUUCCGUAGACCAAUUUUUAAAAUUGUAUGCCUGU
Molecule: messenger RNA, 1793 nt
Organism: Gastrolobium bilobum
Lineage: Eukaryota; Viridiplantae; Streptophyta; Magnoliopsida; Fabales; Fabaceae
Product: pyruvate dehydrogenase E1 component subunit alpha, mitochondrial-like
Exons: 8
Coding region: 209-1387 (392 amino acids)
Biological process (GO): pyruvate decarboxylation to acetyl-CoA
Cellular component (GO): intracellular membrane-bounded organelle
Molecular function (GO): pyruvate dehydrogenase (acetyl-transferring) activity
Source: RefSeq, a predicted model, not a curated record